UUUCUUUUCAAUUUGUUUGGAAUGCGAAGCUUUUAUUGUAGAGUUCGCCACCGUACCUUUGUUAUAUGUCCAUUUGCACUGUGUUAUAAAGUAAAAAUAAUAAUUUAUUUAUUCAUAACCUUCAAAAUGCAAAUGGGAAAUGAGAGAGAUAGAGAUAGAGAUGAAUACAUAAAAACAAACAAGCGCGGUAACUUACAUAAGUGUCAUUGGGCAGAAAUCGCCAAAAACUAAGAAACACAUAGAAGGCCAACAGAAGUAAACGAAAAAAAUAUUACAACCUAAGAAGGAAUCACCGUUCCAAGAAAAUAUAGCAAUAAAUAGCAAAAACAUUAAAUAAAGUUGUCAGCAAGUUUCCCAAGGACGUGCCCUAAGAUGAAAAGAAACGAUAGUCAGUUUUCACACUAUCCAUCACCGGGGCGAGACUCACCGCCACGUUUAAGACAACGCCUGUCGCAAGGUUCAAAAUUCCAUGAAAUUUUCAACAAAAUCUGUGCGAUUGAGAAGCACUUAUUUAAGGAAAAUAAAGAAAAGCCGCAUAGCAAUAGCAAUGCACCUGAAAAUCAAGCUUCUGAAACUGCCUCCGAAAGCGGUAAUCUUGAAAUUGAUGUGGUGAAUGUUGAAAACGAUGGAAUGUCUCUGGACUGUUCACUUUUGACGCCAGAUUCACUGUUGACGGGAGAAGAAGAUAUGGAAGAAUAUGAAGAGGAGUUCGAAGAAGGAGAAGACGGGGAAGAAGGAGAAGAAGGAGAAGAAGACGAAGAAGGAGAAGAAGGGGAAGAACUGGAUGAAGGAUUGUAUGACGAUGGGGCAAUCAAUGAGGAAUCUGUCUACAGCUCCCUACCGCAAGACUUACUGAACGAAUAUGAAUUAGCAGCACUGGAAUAUAGUGCCAUCAAUGCAGAAUGGAGAAAUGGAUCUCCAAAAGACUGCAGAAUUCAAAAACGACUCGAGUACCCCGAAGCUGAUAUUACAAGUAAUUUUAUCAGUGAUCAAAACCGUAAUGCUAAUCCCGAAAUUCCAAGUCUUACUGCGUCCGAUAAUGGACCAACGACUUCACGGCGUGCAUGUGAGUCCCUGGCUUCACUGCAAGAAACUGCUUGGAUGCAUCAGCCCAAUUUCCAGCCAUCUACAGCCUAUGGGACGGAGCCUGUAGACAACACGAAUCUCUUCAAGCAACCAGCUUUAAGGAAGGAGUAUCAGAAGCUGUUAAGGCAAACGUAUUUUUUAACCAAACGGGCCAAAUAAUUCUCGUUUUCUCAAUGUUAUCUUAAAUUUUAGUACGUGUUAUGUCGUUGUGUGUCAUGCUCUUUGUAUUAAUUUCAUGGUAUUCAUACUUUUUUGUCAUUUUAAAACUCACCAAGUGAACGAUCAAUCUAACAUCUUUUAUUAUUAUGAUAGUAUUGGUAGACAAAUUACGAACCCCACUGAUAUGUAUAUGUGUACAUAACUACGAUUUAGCAUUGUAAAACAAAACUUUUGAAAAUGUUAAAUUAGCAGAAACAAAGUGUCUCAACUAUGUUCAAAUCACUUCAAAUAAAAUAAUAAAAUUGUCCUUAAAGGAA
This is a messenger RNA of Ceratitis capitata (Mediterranean fruit fly), 1562 nucleotides long. Its product is annotated as YTH domain-containing protein 1. Lineage: Eukaryota; Metazoa; Arthropoda; Insecta; Diptera; Tephritidae. The record is from RefSeq and is a predicted model, not a curated record. Bases 373 to 1245 code for a protein of 290 amino acids. The transcript has 2 exons.